UAGUUUUUCAGUUUGCUACGACCAAAGAGAUUCCAAUUCCUAAUCUAUAUUCCUGCUUGGUCUUCCUAAUAUCGUAAAAAAAACUGAAGUUAAAGACACAACAUGUUCGAAAUAUUCCAAUUGGAUUCAAAUUGAGGGUUGCUACAUUUUCAAGUUGAUGGGAAAACAUUGGAUUGAGGAAAGCCGGCUGAAACUUAUGUAAUAAAGUAACAAAUAGUAGAUAGCAAUAAAUGUGGAAAAUAUUAUUAAUGUUACUAUUGGUUGUAACUACAAAGAGAGGUGCCUUCCAUCAAACAACAUGCAAGGAAUGGAUUUCAUGUUUAAAGAAUACACAACACGCUCCAUUUUGUCCUCAUUGUUCCGGUAACAGAACCAAUACCAUAUACUUGCUCUAUGACGUAAAUCCUCCAGAAGGUUUUAACCUGCGUCGUGAUGUGUAUAUACGUUUGGCAGUUUUUAUGCGCCAAUUCCAACAGAAGUCUGGAUUUAAUAAUGUUCGUCUAAUAUUGCCUCCAUGGCGCCGAUUAUAUCAUUGGAAGUCUGUUCACAUAGAACAGGAUCAUUUGCCUUGGAAAAAAUUCUUUGAUGUGGAAAGUUUAAGAAGAUUUGCACCCGUGCUUGACUAUCCAGAAUUUUUAGAUGACAUCAAAGAUUUUGGAUUGGAGGAAAGCCCUUUGGUACCAGUUCAUAAAGUGCUUCAACUGCGACAUUUUAAGGAUAUGUUCGAAAACGGCAUCUUCAGAGAUAAAUGGGAAUUCAGUGAUGACUGCGAAGGUACAUCCCACUCGUUGGAAGGAUCAUUCUUAAAGCAGCCUCCACUUUGGAUAAAAGAUACUAAAAUUCAAUGUGUAAGCUUUCAAGGUAGUGCAAAUCUUUUGACGCAAGUUAUUCAACGUGUCUAUCGUAGUUUGGAUGACAGACCUUUACCUAAAGUGAUUGCAAUUUUGAAUGCUGAAGUAGUUUUACAUGAACACUGGGCCGAUAGAGAAUUUUGGAAAGCUCGGCGUUCAAUGCGCUUUGCUGGAAAUCUAGUAGAAAUUGCUGCAAAAUUUCGUCACACCCACUUCGAUAGCAAUGACCAACGAGAUAAUGUACAACGACCUCCAAUGUGGGAAUAUGAAAAUCCCAGUCACAAAGGCCUCGCUAUUGGAGGACCAUAUCUUUGCGCCCAUUUGAGACGAGGUGAUUUUCUCUAUGGUCGCGAAGCCACAACGCCUACGUUAAAAUCCUCAGCUCUACAAAUCAAAUAUCAUUUGAUAAACUACAAUCUUAGCACUGUUUUCCUAGCCACCGAUGCCACGGCAUUUGAAAUUAAAAACCUUAAAUCAUAUAUACCACGUCAUCGUGUUGUUCGUUUCACAGCAGAAGAUCUGCAACAGAAAGCCUCUAUAAAGGAUGGCGGAAUUGCCAUAAUAGAUCAACUUAUCUGUGCCCAUGCCCAUUUCUUUGUGGGCACCUAUGAAAGUACUUUCACUUAUCGUAUAUACGAAGAAAGAGAAAUUUUAGGAUUUCCCAAAUCGAGAACAUUUAAUACGCUGUGCAAAAAAUCCACUAUGGAAAGCUGUUCACAGAAUUCCGUUUGGCCGAUUGUGUAUUAGGGUUGAGGAUACCAUCCAUAAGAAUCUGCAAUACCAAUAUAGUACAUAAUACUCGAAAUCCAAAGACAAAGCUUGAUUUUUAAGAAAUGCCUAUUAUUAAAUGUGUUCUACAUAGUAUACUAAGCAUUGUUAUUUUAAAAUUACACAUUUUGACUAAGUUUUAAUGUUUAAGCAAUUUAAAUAAAGUCUUUUAAUAUUUGCAAA
Molecule: messenger RNA, 1802 nt
Organism: Stomoxys calcitrans (stable fly)
Lineage: Eukaryota; Metazoa; Arthropoda; Insecta; Diptera; Muscidae
Product: GDP-fucose protein O-fucosyltransferase 2
Exons: 1
Coding region: 231-1598 (455 amino acids)
Biological process (GO): protein O-linked glycosylation via fucose
Molecular function (GO): peptide-O-fucosyltransferase activity
Source: RefSeq, a predicted model, not a curated record